Messenger RNA from Histoplasma mississippiense, 2745 nucleotides. RefSeq lists its product as hypothetical. Gene Ontology annotation, cellular component: endoplasmic reticulum membrane. Gene Ontology annotation, biological process: oligosaccharide metabolic process; protein N-linked glycosylation. The record is from RefSeq and is a predicted model, not a curated record. Gene Ontology annotation, molecular function: Glc3Man9GlcNAc2 oligosaccharide glucosidase activity. The transcript has 7 exons. The coding region runs from base 1 to 2745 and encodes 914 amino acids. Lineage: Eukaryota; Fungi; Ascomycota; Eurotiomycetes; Onygenales; Ajellomycetaceae.
AUGGUGUUAGCUCUGCAGUCCCUCUUAGUUUUGCUGUUAUCCAUAUCCCUGGCGGCUGGAGAGGACUCAUCCGCCGGCAGCCACGAAGUCCCAAUAUUAGCAAAGGAACUACGGAGAGCUUCUAAUGAAUCGCUAUUAUGGGGCCCGUAUAGGCCGAAUUUGUAUUUCGGUGUCCGCCCGCGCAUUCCCAAGAGCUUGAUCAUGGGAUUGAUGUGGGCGAACGUGGAUGAAUUUCAAAAUAUACAAGAGAAGUUUAGACAUACAUGCGAACAAAACGAGGGCAUGGCUGGGUAUGGGUGGGAUGAGUACGAUAUCCGCAAGGGCGGCCGCCAGACGAUCCACGAUACGGGAAACGCCAUAGACCUCACUAUCGACUUUAUAAAGGUGCCGGGAGGAGGCAACGGAGGGAAUUGGGGUGCACGUGUCAAGGGUACUCCUCGCGCGGAUGCUUCUCCUGACCAAGCGACAACGGUUGUCUUCUAUGCUGCGAUCGAAGGCUUGGGGACUUUGGAACUCGCCAACGAGGUUGAUGCUCUGGGAUACAAAGAUGCUGUGAAAUUUACGGGAUCUACCGAGAUCGAUGCUACCUUGAAGAAGUACGGAACGGAUAAUCCCCUUCCUCCUGCGCAACUUAUCACAAUCGCCAAUAAGCCCGAUGCUGGGAACAUGUAUUUCGUGCAAAGGGCCUUUGAAGGCUCAUUUGAGGUCUGUCCUCGGUUCUACUACAACCACCUCUUAAUAUCCCUUGCUGACUAUGGAAAGUUCGAUAUUCUUUUCUCAUCUGCUUCCUCGCCAGCCCCUAUGACUUCGACGGUACUCACGGAAGAGAUUGAGCCCGCCUCCGCCUCCUUCUCCAAAAAGUUCAAAGAUGUAUUCCCCCCCCUCCCCCCUUUUAACUUACCGAAAUACACCGAGUUUUCGAAAGCCAUGUUUUCGAACUUGGUUGGUGGCGUUGGAUAUUUCUAUGGCGAUUCCGUCGUCGAUCGAUCCAAUUCACCAGAAUACGAAGAAGAAAACGAAUUAUUUUGGGAAGAGACCGAACAAGCACGAGCUCAGGUAAAGCCUAGCGUAGAUGGCCCGUUAGAGCUGUUUACAAGUAUACCGUCUCGGCCAUUCUUCCCGCGUGGCUUCCUCUGGGAUGAAGGAUUCCAUUUGAUCCCUGUUAUUGAGUGGGACCUCGACUUGGCAUUGGAAAUAACGAGGAGCUGGUUCAAUCUUAUGGAUGAUGAUGGAUGGAUUGCACGUGAACAGAUCUUGGGUCCUGAAGCCCGUAGUAAGGUGCCCACUGAGUUCCAGGUUCAGUACCCACAUUAUGCGAAUCCCCCAACAUUAUUUAUGAUCCUUGAGGCAUUCGUGGAGAAAAUCCAAUUGAGCCGGAAACAAGCUGGGGUUCGCGAUGGUCCCUCCGAUAUCCGUUCAGCACAUUUGGAAAACCCGGAUCUUGCUAUUUUGUACCUUCGGUCUGUAUACCCUCUACUUAAACGCCAGUUCUUUUGGUUUAAGAAAACUCAGUGGGGUGACCUCAAAUCGUACGAUCGGGAAGCUUUCUCUUCGAAGGAAGCCUACAGAUGGCGAGGGCGAUCUAUUAAGCACAUUCUAACUUCCGGACUCGACGAUUACCCGAGACCCCAGCCGCCUCAUCCUGGUGAGCUUCAUGUCGAUUUGAUCAGCUGGAUGGGAAUGAUGAGCCGAGCGAUUAGACGGAUUGCCGAAACCUUAGAAGAAGCUGAAGAUGCGAAAGAAUUUGCGGCCUAUGAGACUAGGAUCAUUCGUAAUAUUGACGAUCUACAUUGGGACAAAGAUGCUCAGACUUUUUGCGAUGCUACUGUUGAUGAUUUUGAGGAGCAUGUGCAUGUCUGCCACAAGGGAUAUAUAUCACUUUUCCCAUUUAUGACGGGUCUGGUACCUGCAGAUAGUCCGCGGCUUGGGCCUAUUUUGGAUCUUAUCCAGGACCCAAAAGAGCUUUGGAGCGAUUACGGUAUUCGUAGUCUGAGCAAAAAGGACGAAUUCUAUGGAACAGACGAAAACUACUGGAGGGGCCCUAUCUGGAUUAACAUCAACUACAUGAUUCUCAAAAAUCUUCUUGAUGUCGCCACGGUGCCUGGACCACAUCAAGAACAAGCACGUAAAAUGUAUAUCCAACUCCGUCAGAAUAUUGUUGACAAUGUGUUUAAUCAGUGGGAAGAGACUGGAUUCGCAUGGGAACAAUAUAACCCUGAGACAGGCGCUGGCCAACGAACACAGCAUUUCACGGGGUGGACGAGUUUAGUGGUGAAGAUGAUGGUCAUGCCAGAUUUGAGCGCAGACCACCGAACCCGCCAUGAGGAAUUGCGUCCAUAUCACUUGAUCUCGAACGAUGUCUUCGCCUCCCAGUCGAUCUCGAGCGGCCCUGGUAUCGAACCCCAUAAUCUCUAUCCGCAGAUGGAGAGUGGCGCCUUCGUCUUAUUUGGCGUUCAUCAAUUCUUUCGUGUCUUUUACUCCUCCUAUCUCUUCCUGCUGCGCGAUCUUCAUCGCUAUUCAUAUCUCCCCUUCGACGAUCGCCAUUCUCACCACACCCGCCCCGAGUUCCCCGUCCAUCUCGUGUCCCACGCUGCUCCAGCCCGUUUUCUGGCACCAUUUCAUAACCUGUCCCUUCCAUCCUAUCUCCCUGAUCUCCAGCCUUUGUACCUCCCGUUCCCCGAAACGACCCAAACCCAACACCCCUGGAACCGCCACCAUCCUGCGCUCCCUCGUCGGCCGCAUUAG